Molecule: messenger RNA, 1251 nt
Organism: Oreochromis niloticus (Nile tilapia)
Lineage: Eukaryota; Metazoa; Chordata; Actinopteri; Cichliformes; Cichlidae
Product: NACHT, LRR and PYD domains-containing protein 12-like
Exons: 6
Coding region: 133-1251 (372 amino acids)
Molecular function (GO): protein binding
Source: RefSeq, a predicted model, not a curated record
CUGGAUGUGACAGAGGCCUCGGUGUACUCAGGAGUUUGUACAGAGAUCUUCAAAAGAGAGUGUGUGAUCUUCCAGAAACCAGUCUACUGCUUUGUUCAUCUGAGCAUUCAGGAGUUUCUGGCUGCAGUCUACAUGUUCCACUGUUUCACCAACACGACAACAAAGGUCGUUGUGGACUUCAUGAGAACAGACUACACUGAGUCAUCUCUCAAUGUUUUCCUUAGACGAGCCAUGGAGAAAUCCCUCCAGAGUAAAAAUGGCCACCUGGACCUGUUUGUUCACUUCCUUCAUGGCCUCUGUCUGGAGUCCAACCAGAGAGUCUUAGUAGGUCUGCUGGGUCAGACAGAGAACAGUCCAGGAACCAUCCAGAGAGUCAUCAACAACCUGAAGGAGAUGAACAGUGAUGAAAUCUCUCCUGACAGAAGCAUCAACAUCUUCCACUGUCUGAUGGAGAUGAACCACCUCUCAUUAUUUCAGGAGAUCCAAGAGUUCCUGAAGUCAGAGAACAGAUCAGAGAAUAAACUCUCUGAGAUCCAGUGCUCAGCUCUGGCCUUCAUGCUGCAGAUGUCAGAGGAGGUUCUGGAUGAGUUGGACCUGCAGAAGUACAACACAUCAUUUUGGGGACGACAGAGACUGAUUCCAGCUGUGAGCAACUGCAGGAAGGCUCGACUGACUGACUGUGGACUCUCGGAUACUCACUGUGAAGUUGUGGCCUCAGCUCUGAAGUCCAACCCCUCCCAUCUGACAAAGCUGGACAUGAGUGUAAACGACAUGCUGGAUUCCUCAGUGAAGCUUGUGUGUGCUGGACUGGAGAGUCCAAACUGUCGACUGGAGACUCUGAGACUGAGUUGCUGUAACCUGUCAGCUAGAAGCUGUGAAUCUCUGUCCUCAGUUCUCAGCUCCCAGACAUCUAGUCUUAGAGAGCUGGACCUGAGUAACAACAACCUUCAAGAUUCAGGAGUGAAGCUUCUGUCUGAUGCACUGCAAAGUCCACACUGGAAACUGGAAACUCUGAGACUAAGUGGUUGUAACCUGUCAGGGAGAAGCUGUGAAGUGCUAUCCUCAGUUCUCAGCUCCCAGUCCUCUAGUCUGAGAGAGCUGGACCUGAGUAAUAAUGACCUACAUGAUUCAGGAGUGAAGCUUCUGUCUGCUGCACUGCAGAGUCCACACUGGAGACUGGAAACUCUGAGUCUGUCAUGCUGUCUGAUCACAGAGAAAGGCUGUAUUUCUCUGGCCUCAGCUCUGAAAUAA